AGGAAUCGUGGAACAAAAAGCUGUAUUUGUUUCAGCGAGCCUCCGACUAGAACUGCAGCUCUAGGAGAAGAAGUGUGCCAACUCUCUUCAUUCUGCUGUCCUAAGGCAGGAAAAUGGGUGACGCGGUAAUGGCGGAGUUUGGGCCAGCUGCUCCUUUUUUGAGGAAGUCGGAUAAGGAGCGUUUGGAAGCUCAAACUCGUAUUUUCGACAUGAAGAAGGAGUGCUUUGUUUCUGACCCGGUGGUGGAGUACGUGAAAGCGUCUAUAACCAGUCGAGAUGGUGACAAGGUCACGGCUGAGACUGAGUUUGGAAAGACGGUGACGGUGAAGGAGUGUGACGUGCACCCUCAGAACCCGCCAAAGUUUGAUAAAAUUGAAGACAUGGCCAUGUUCACCUUCCUCCAUGAGCCCGCGGUGCUGUUCAACCUCAAAGAGCGUUAUGCAGCAUGGAUGAUCUACACGUACUCUGGGCUGUUCUGUGUCACCAUCAACCCCUACAAGGGUCUGCCAGUCUACAACCAGGAGGUGGUUGUUGCCUACAGAGGAAAGAAGAGGAGUGAAGCUCCUCCUCACAUCUUCUCCAUCUCUGACAACGCCUACCAGUACAUGCUGGCAGACAGAGAGAAUCAGUCAAUUCUUAUCACCGGAGAAUCUGGUGCUGGAAAGACUGUCAACACCAAGAGAGUUAUUCAGUACUUUGCCAGCAUUGCUGCAGUUCCAAGUGCUGGAAAGAAAGAUGCAGCCAUUGAGAAAAAGGGGACCCUGGAGGACCAAAUCAUCCAGGCGAACCCUGCUCUGGAGGCCUUUGGUAACGCCAAGACCAUCAGAAAUGACAACUCUUCCAGAUUCGGAAAAUUCAUCAGAAUUCAUUUUGACAACCGAGGGAAGCUGGCUUCUGCUGAUAUCGAGACUUACCUUCUAGAAAAGUCUCGUGUGACCUACCAGCUCAAAGCUGAGAGGGACUAUCACAUCUUCUACCAGAUCUUGUCCCAGGUGAAGCCUGAACUUCUGGAAAUGUUGCUGAUCACCAACAACCCCUACGACUACGCCUUCAUCUCCCAAGGAGAGACAACCGUGGCCUCCAUCAACGACUCCGAGGAACUCAUGGCCACUGAUGACGCCUUCGAUGUGCUGGGCUUCACUCAGGAGGAGAAGAACAGCAUCUAUAAGAUGAUUGGAGCCAUCAUGCACAACGGAAACAUGAAGUUCAAGCAGAAGCAAAGAGAGGAGCAGGCCGAGGCUGAUGGAACUGAAGACGCUGACAAAGUUGCUUAUCUGAUGGGCCUGAACUCUGCGGACCUCAUCAAAGGUCUCUGCCAUCCCAGAGUUAAAGUGGGAAACGAGUGGGUCACCAAGGGUCAAAAUGUUAAUCAGGUGUACUAUGCUAUCGGUGCACUGUCCAAGUCAGUGUACGAGAAGAUGUUCCUGUGGAUGGUGGUGAGAAUCAACAACUCUCUGGAAACCAAGCAGGCUCGCCAGUACUUUAUUGGCGUACUGGACAUCGCUGGAUUUGAGAUCUUCGACUUCAACACCUUCGAGCAGCUGUGCAUCAACUUCACCAAUGAAAAACUGCAACAGUUCUUCAACCAUCACAUGUUUGUGCUGGAGCAGGAAGAGUACAAGAAAGAGGGCAUUGAAUGGACUUUCAUUGAUUUUGGUAUGGACUUGCAGGCGUGUAUUGACCUGAUUGAAAAGCCCAUGGGUAUCAUGUCCAUCCUUGAAGAGGAGUGCAUGUUCCCCAAAGCCAGUGAUACCACCUUUAAAGCUAAGCUUUAUGACAACCACUUGGGGAAGUCCAACAACUUCCAGAAGCCCCGGGUGGUGAAAGGGAAACCUGAGGCCCAUUUCUCUCUGGUCCACUACGCUGGAACUGUGGACUACAACAUCAACAACUGGCUGGUGAAGAACAAGGAUCCUCUCAAUGAGACUGUGGUCGGACUUUUACAGAAGUCCAACCUCAAGCUGCUAUCCAUACUAUUUGCUGGCUACGCAGGAGCCGACGCAGCUCAGGAGUCCGGCAGCAAGGGCAAAGGUGCCAAGAAGAAAGGUUCGUCCUUUCAAACGGUGUCUGCUUUACAUCGGGAAAAUCUGAACAAGCUGAUGACCAACCUGAGGUCCACUCACCCCCACUUUGUACGCUGCAUCAUCCCCAAUGAGUCCAAGACUCCUGGGGCCAUGGAGAACCCUCUGGUGAUGCACCAGCUGCGCUGUAAUGGUGUGCUGGAAGGCAUCAGGAUCUGCAGGAAGGGCUUCCCCAACAGGAUCCUCUAUGGAGACUUCAAACAGAGAUACCGAAUUCUGAACCCCAACUCGAUUCCUGAAGGGCAAUUCAUUGACAACAAGAAAGCUGCAGAGAAACUGUUGGGCUCUCUGGAUAUUGACCACAACCAGUACAAGCUCGGCCACACCAAGGUGUUUUUCAAAGCCGGGCUGUUGGGUCAGCUUGAAGAAAUGAGAGAUGAUCGAUUAGCGCUGAUCAUCACUGGAAUCCAAUCUCGGUCAAGAGGUCUUCUAGCCAGAAUUGAGUUCCAGAAGAUAGUCGAGCGGAGGGAUGCCCUCCUUGUGAUCCAGUGGAACAUCCGUGCCUUCAUGGGGGUCAAGAAUUGGCCUUGGAUGAAGAUGUAUUUCAAGAUCAAACCUCUCCUCAAAUCAGCAGAAACGGAAAAAGAAAUGGCCAACAUGAAGGAUGAGUUCAUGAAACUGAAAGAGGCUUACGCCAAAUCAGAAGCCCGGAAGAAGGAACUGGAGGAAAAGAUGGUCUCACUUCUCCAAGAGAAGAACGACCUGCAGCUCCAAGUUCAGGCUGAGCAAGACAAUCUGUGUGAUGCUGAAGAACGAUGUGAGGGCCUGAUAAAAAACAAAAUCCAACUGGAGGGAAAAACCAAAGAGUUGACUGAAAGACUGGAGGAUGAGGAAGAGAUGAAUGCUGAACUGACGGCUAAGAAGAGAAAAUUGGAGGACGAGUGCUCUGAGCUGAAGAAAGACAUAGAUGACUUGGAGUUAACCCUCGCAAAAGUGGAGAAGGAGAAGCAUGCGACUGAAAACAAGGUGAAGAACCUGACCGAGGAAAUGGCAGCUUUGGAUGAAAUCAUUGCCAAGCUGACCAAGGAGAAGAAAGCCUUGCAAGAAGCUCAUCAGCAAACCCUGGAUGACCUUCAGAGUGAAGAAGACAAAGUCAACACUCUGACCAAGGCCAAGUCCAAACUGGAGCAGCAAGUGGACGACCUGGAAGGGUCCCUCGAGCAAGAGAAGAAAGUGCGGAUGGACCUUGAAAGAGCAAAGCGAAAGCUUGAAGGGGACCUUAAAUUAGCUCAGGAGAGUAUUAUGGACCUGGAAAAUGACAAGCAGCAACUCGAAGAGAGGCUGAAAAAGAAGGAUUUUGAAAUUAACCAGCUUUCUGCCAAAAUAGAGGAUGAGCAGACCAUGAGUGCUCAACUCCAGAAAAAACUGAAGGAGUUGCAGGCCCGGAUCGAAGAGCUGGAGGAAGAGCUUGAGGCAGAGCGAGCUGCUCGGUCCAAGGUGGAGAAGCAGAGAGCAGACCUGGCCAGGGAGCUGGAGGAGAUCAGUGAGAGGCUGGAGGAGGCUGGUGGAGCAACAUCUGCCCAGAUUGAGAUGAACAAGAAGAGGGAGGCCGAGUUUCAGAAACUGCGCAGAGACCUUGAAGAGGCCACUCUGCAGCAUGAAUCCACCGCCGCCACACUGAGAAAGAAACAAGCCGACAGCGUCGCUGACCUGGGGGAGCAGAUCGACAACCUGCAGAGAGUCAAGCAGAAACUGGAAAAGGAGAAGAGCGAAUUCAGGCUGGAACUGGAUGACGUUGUUUCCAACAUGGAACACCUUGUCAAAGCUAAGAACAAUUUGGAGAAAAUGUGCAGGUCACUGGAAGAUCAGAUGAAUGAAUAUAGAACAAAGGCAGAAGAAGGACAACGUACCAUCAAUGACUUUGCCAUGCACAAAGCAAAACUCCAAACUGAGAAUGGUGAACUUUCUAGGCAACUGGAGGAGAAGGAUUCCCUAGUGUCUCAACUAACUCGAGGAAAACAGUCCAACACUCAACAAAUUGAAGACCUGAAACGACAACUGGAAGAGGAGGUCAAGGCCAAGAACGCCUUAGCCCAUGCUGUGCAGUCUUCUCGCCAUGACUGUGACCUCCUCAGAGAGCAGUAUGAGGAGGAGCAGGAGGCCAAGGCUGAACUGCAGCGUGGCAUGUCCAAGGCCAACUCUGAGGUGGCUCAGUGGAGAACUAAGUAUGAAACUGAUGCCAUCCAGAGGACUGAAGAGUUGGAGGAGGCUAAGAAGAAGCUGGCUCAGCGUCUGCAGGAUGCCGAGGAGGCCGUGGAAGCAGUGAAUGCUAAAUGUUCCUCUCUGGAGAAGACCAAACACAGACUGCAGAAUGAGAUUGAAGACCUCAUGGUGGAUGUGGAGCGGUCAAACGCCGCUGCUGCUGCCCUGGACAAGAAGCAAAGAAACUUUGACAAGGUCCUGGCAGAGUGGAAACAAAAGUAUGAGGAGUCUCAAACAGAGUUGGAAAGCUCUCAAAGGGAGGCAAGGUCUCUGAGCACAGAGCUCUUCAAACUGAAGAACUCCUAUGAGGAAUCUAUUGAGCAUCUGGAGACUAUGAAGAGAGAAAACAAGAACUUACAAGAGGAAAUAUCGGAUCUCACUGAACAAAUCAGUGAGGGUGCAAAGAGUAUCCAUGAGCUUGAGAAGAUUCGAAAGCAGCUGGAGCAGGAGAAGUCCGACAUCCAAACAGCUCUGGAAGAGGCAGAGGCCUCUCUGGAGCAUGAAGAAGGAAAGAUUCUCAGAGUCCAGCUUGAGUUCAGUCAGGUGAAGGCCGACAUUGAGCGCAAGCUGGCUGAGAAAGAUGAAGAGAUUGAACAAGCGAAGAGAAACCAACAAAGAGUAGUGGACAACCUUCAGAGCUCACUUGAGGCUGAGACCCGAAGCAGGAACGAGGCACUCCGUUUGAAGAAGAAGAUGGAGGGAGACCUCAAUGAGAUGGAGAUUCAACUGAGUCAGGCCAACAGACAGGCAGCUGAAGCUCAGAAACAACUCAAAUCUGUUCAUGCACACCUGAAGGAUUCUCAAAUCCAACUUGAUGAGUCUCUUCGUGCCAACGAUGAUCUUAAAGAGAACAUCGCCAUUGUGGAGAGACGUAACAACCUCAUUCAGGCCGAGCUGGAAGAACUGAGGGCUGCUCUUGAGCAAACUGAGAGAAGUCGCAAACUUGCUGAGCAAGAGUUGCUGGAUGUUAGCGAGAGGGUGCAGCUACUGCACUCACAAAACACCAGCCUGUUAAACCAAAAGAAGAAACUGGAGGCUGAUUUAUCUCAACUUCAGAGCGAAGUAGAAGAUGCAGUCCAGGAGUGCAGGAAUGCUGAAGAGAAGGCCAAGAAGGCCAUCACUGAUGCUGCCAUGAUGGCAGAGGAACUGAAGAAAGAACAGGACACCAGUUCUCACCUGGAGCGUAUGAAGAAGAACAUGGAGCAAACCAUCAAAGACCUGCAGCACCGUCUGGAUGAAGCCGAGCAAAUUGCCAUGAAGGGAGGCAAGAAGCAGGUGCAGAAACUCGAGGCCAGGAUCAGAGAACUUGAGGGUGAAGUAGAAGUUGAGCAGAGAAAGUCUAGCGAUGCUGUGAAGGGCAUGCGAAAGUAUGAGAGGCGCAUCAAAGAGCUAACUUACCAGACUGAAGAGGAUCGUAAGAACCUUGCCCGUCUGCAAGAUCUGGUGGAUAAGCUGCAGUUGAAAGUCAAAUCAUACAAGAGGACUGCUGAGGAAGCUGAAGAACAAGCCAACAGCAACCUUGUCAAGUCCCGUAAGAUUCAGCACGAACUGGACGAGGCUGAGGAAAGAGCUGACAUCGCGGAGUCUCAGGUCAACAAGUUACGGGCCAAGAGUCGUGAUGUAGGGUCCAAGAAAGGGCAGGAUGAAGAAUGAAGACCCUGGAACACCUCUGAGUUACCUGUGGUCUCCUGUACCUGAUGGUGAUUCUCCUAUUGGGCUAUCAAGUCAAAUAAAAUC
Entelurus aequoreus (snake pipefish) is the source of this 6020-nucleotide messenger RNA. Its product is annotated as myosin-7-like. NCBI's taxonomy places the organism in Eukaryota, Metazoa, Chordata, Actinopteri, Syngnathiformes, Syngnathidae. The transcript has 38 exons. The record is from RefSeq and is a predicted model, not a curated record. Gene Ontology annotation, cellular component: myosin complex. Gene Ontology annotation, molecular function: cytoskeletal motor activity; actin filament binding; ATP binding. Bases 114 to 5936 code for a protein of 1940 amino acids.